Messenger RNA from Nerophis lumbriciformis (worm pipefish), 1986 nucleotides. It is a transcript of the gene ncoa7a, whose product is annotated as nuclear receptor coactivator 7a. Gene Ontology annotation, biological process: regulation of transcription by RNA polymerase II; response to oxidative stress. Gene Ontology annotation, cellular component: nucleus. Lineage: Eukaryota; Metazoa; Chordata; Actinopteri; Syngnathiformes; Syngnathidae. The record is from RefSeq and is a predicted model, not a curated record.
AGAGGGAAAGGGAGGGCUUAUGGUCAAAGGGGCUUUUCUCAGCACUAGUAUAAAACAGGAGCUCUUGCAGAGGCUCAACGUGGACAUGCUGCUCCGGCAUUGAGCCUCCAAACCUCAUCUCUUUUCUUUUCCUUUUUUCACCCCACCAUCAACUCUUCCAGUCAACCAUGGGAGUCGCUUACAGCGUUGGAGAGGUUGACCACCUCUAUACCUUCUUUGUGCAAUGGUCACCAGAUAUGUACACAAAAAGCAACAAAAAGAAGAACCAACCCCACUUUCUUCGGGAGAAACAUCAAAAUCGGUAUAUUGGCAAGAAAAACAAGGUGGCUUCAAAAAGUAAUCAACUGAGCAACCAUGCAGCCAAAAACUGGGAGAUUAUCAAUGUAAAAGAUCCAAAACGCCGUUUGAGUUUGUGCAGCUUCGACUCUGAAACAGAGGAACCUGAGUACCAUGGAAUAAUUGGGGUUGUUCAACCUGUCCUGAGUGACUGCAGUGAGCUCCUGGAUCACAGACAUCUGCUUAGUCUCGCCUGUCACAUGCCAGCAAGGACACAAGGCUACCCAUGGCAUUUGGCCUAUAGCACUGCCGUCCAUGGGAGCAGCCUGAAGACACUUUAUAGAAACAUGGCCAAAUUUGACAGUCCGGUCCUGCUGGUCAUUAAAGACAUGCAGAAAAAGGUGUUUGGAGCUUUUUCAUCAGAUCCAUUUAGAGUCAGCAAAUACUGCUAUGGCACAGGAGAAACAUUCCUAUUCAGCUUCAACCCGGACUUCCAGGCUUACAAGUGGACUGGAGAGAACUCCUACUUUGUGAGUGGGAACUUUGAGUCUCUUCAGAUUGGAGGUGGAGGGGGGGAAUUUGGCCUGUGGAUAGAUGCUGAUUUGUACCACGGUUCCAGUUUUUCAUGCCCUACCUUCCACAACGCUCCGCUCUCCACACAGAAGGACUUCCUCAUACAAGACCUUGAGGUCUGGACAGUACAAAACUGAGCAAAGACAUUUGACAUGAAAGAGAACAACUAAUUAGAGCAACAGAUGCAGGUGUUUCUACCACCACUGCUGUAUAUAGCCUUCAGCAGGUAAAUAUGUGUAAGUGGUACCGAAUGAAGCCUGUUAUACUGGCAUUUCUGAUAAUGCAACUGGGUCUGAGGUUAUUUUAACUAAAAGAUAAGGGGUUGCAUAAAAUCCUGUAAUAUGGAGCAUUGUUGCCUUAAACUCCUGCCCUACCAUCAGCAGCUUACACUAAGCUUUGAGCCUUCCAAGCCCUUUUUUUGUUUUGGAGAAUAUUACAAUUCAAAGUUCAUUAUAAACAUGUUGGAUGAAAACACUUAGUGGAAGAAAAGCACCUUUAGGAUUCAAUUACAUUUUAAAUAUGUUUUAACAGGGAUUUUGUGGUUGGAACAAGGUUAACUGGGUCUACAAUACGCACACAUAUGAGCCCAUUGAUUGUUUAGCACAUACAAUGACAAAUCCUUUAAAGGAAAUGUUGAUACAUGGUACAACUACUGUGAAGAUCAUACUGUGACUUGGAGGCAAGUUCUCGUGAGUAUUAGUACCAAUCUUCAAUCAAGAACUUCAGUUACUGGUGAUCAUUUCAAAAAGUCAAGUUAAAAAAAAAACAUCCACAGUUUCACAAAUACAGUUUACAAUCUGAGAUGUGUGCCGUUUGAAUUGUACAUGUAUUUGCACUGUUGACAGUAAGAUGUCUACCCUAUUUUUAUAGAAACAGUUUCAUAUGUUGGCAAUGUUUCACUGUACGUUUGUUGUGUUUAAAAUACUGGAAAAACAUUUCAGAUUUUACUUCUUGUUUUUUAUACAUUCUACACAGCAUUUGCAAAAAAGUAAGCAAGAGAGUGACUGAAAUUUCAUGGUAUUCUUUUUUAUAACAUUCCCUGCUGGUGCUGGCACUGCCUAUGUCUGUGUGGGACGACUAUCAACACGAUGUCUUCACUGCUGGCCAUGAAUAAAGUAGCCACAUUCACUCUUGUAA